AUGAUGGGAGUAGGGGUGGUGGCUAGGGAUGCUACAUGGUCUGUGAAGGCAGCUUUGUGUUCUUAUUUGCCCUAUGUAAUGGAUCCUUCUGUGGCUGAAUCCCUUGGAGCUCGAAAGGCUUUAAAGUUUGGCCAGGAUAUGGGUUUUUCUUCUAUUGUGCUUGAGGGUGAUGCUAGAGAAGUUGUGUUGGGUUUAGGGAGUUCAGAAGCUUGUAAGGGUAGCCUUGAGGGCGUGCUUUUGGACUGUCGACUUCUCUUAGAGUCUUUCAGUUCUUGGAGUGUAAAUCAUGUGCGUCGUGAUGGAAACAAGACUGCUCAUAAGCUGGCGAAAUUAGCUGUUUCCCAUUCUGGUCACCACGUGUGGGUGGAUGUGUGUUCUAAAGAAAUUUGGAGCAUAGUCUGUACUGAUUCUGAUUCUUAA
This is a messenger RNA of Alnus glutinosa, 420 nucleotides long. RefSeq lists its product as uncharacterized. Bases 1 to 420 code for a protein of 139 amino acids. The transcript has a single exon. Gene Ontology annotation, molecular function: RNA-DNA hybrid ribonuclease activity; nucleic acid binding. Lineage: Eukaryota; Viridiplantae; Streptophyta; Magnoliopsida; Fagales; Betulaceae. The record is from RefSeq and is a predicted model, not a curated record.